This is a messenger RNA of Elephantulus edwardii (Cape elephant shrew), 1350 nucleotides long. RefSeq names its product mitochondrial chaperone BCS1-like (gene BCS1L). Bases 43 to 1302 code for a protein of 419 amino acids. Gene Ontology annotation, biological process: mitochondrial respiratory chain complex III assembly; protein insertion into mitochondrial inner membrane from matrix. Gene Ontology annotation, molecular function: ATP binding; ATP hydrolysis activity. The transcript has 7 exons. Gene Ontology annotation, cellular component: mitochondrial inner membrane. Lineage: Eukaryota; Metazoa; Chordata; Mammalia; Macroscelidea; Macroscelididae. The record is from RefSeq and is a predicted model, not a curated record.
AGGUUCUGAUAAUGCUGCCAGGCCUGUAAGACUCCUUUCAAGAUGCCCCUCUCGGACUUCAUUCUGACUCUGAAGGACAAUCCCUACUUUGGGGCUGGAUUUGGGCUGGUAGGUGUGGGCACAGCCCUUGCCCUGGCCCGGAAGGGUGCCCAGCUGGGCAUGGUGGCAUUCCGGCGCCAUUACAUGAUCACACUGGAAGUCCCCGCUCGAGACAGGAGCUAUGGUUGGUUGCUAAGCUGGCUCACCCGCCACAGUACCCGAAGCCAGCACCUCAGUGUUGAGACUUCAUACCUUCAGCAUGAAAGUGGCCGUAUCUCCACCAAGUUUGAAUUUAUUCCCAGUCCUGGAAACCAUUUUAUCUGGUAUCAGGGUAAAUGGAUAAGAGUGGAACGAAGUCGAGAGAUGCAGAUGGUAGACCUACAGACUGGCACUCCUUGGGAAACUGUCACCUUUACAGCCCUGGGCACCGACCGAAAGGUUUUCUUCAACAUCUUGGAGGAAGCUCGAGCACUGGCCCUACAGCAGGAGGAAGGGAAGACGUUGAUGUACACAGCUGUGGGCUCUGAAUGGCGCCAGUUUGGCUACCCACGACGCCGGCGGCCACUGAGUUCUGUAGUUCUACAACAGGGUCUGGCUGACAGGAUUCUCAGAGAUGUCCGAGAAUUCAUUGAUAACCCCAAGUGGUACACUGACCGAGGCAUUCCCUAUAGACGUGGCUACCUGCUUUAUGGGCCCCCCGGUUGUGGAAAGAGCAGUUUUAUCACGGCCCUGGCUGGGGAGCUGGAACACAGCAUCUGCCUGCUGAGUCUCACUGACUCCAGCCUCUCUGAUGACCGGCUCAACCACCUGCUGAGUGUGGCCCCACAGCAGAGCUUGGUGCUCCUGGAGGACGUGGAUGCUGCUUUCCUCAGUCGGGACAUAGCCGUGGAGAACCCAGUAAAGUACCAAGGUCUAGGUCGGCUCACGUUUAGUGGACUUCUCAAUGCCUUGGAUGGUGUGGCUUCCACAGAGGCACGCAUCGUAUUCAUGACAACCAACCACGUUGACAGGUUGGAUCCUGCCCUGGUCCGUCCUGGACGAGUAGACCUAAAGGAGUAUGUUGGCUACUGCUCACAUUGGCAGCUGACCCAGAUGUUCCAGAGGUUCUAUCCAGGGCAAGCCCCUUCCUUAGCUGAAACCUUUGCAGAACAUGUCCUUCAAACUACAACCCAGAUCAGUCCUGCCCAGGUGCAGGGUUACUUCAUGAUGUAUAAAAAUGACCCUGAAGGGGCAGUCCACAAUGUUGAGGCUUUGAAGAGGUGACCAGGGUGUCCAGAUCUCUAAACUGAGGAAACCAAUAAACACCUGCCA